GGGCCCAAAGAACAUUGGCACAUCAAAAAAUACGAAAGAAUAAGAUAAAGGAAUUCGAAAGCGCAGAGGCAAGUCUCUCGGCGUCGUGCUCUGCAGCACUGAGGUUUGAUACCAAUGCUGGCCAAUCUUUUGGGUUUCACCACCACACUUCCUUCUCCACCCGAUUCCUCUGCUUUCAUUCCGACUAAAACCUAUCACUCUCCGAAUAAAUAUCCUUUCAACAAACUGAGUUUGGAUAAAAAUGCUGAUUCCAGCACCCCAAAGAAGAGGGUCGAUAAGAAGCUGCACUCCACGUGUUCGACGAGAUGGGUCUCUCACGGUGGACGCAUUCCUUCCCUUCUCCACGCUCUCGACACCAUUCACGACUUGGAUAACGCUCUAAGACAGUGGGAGGAGACUCUGUCCAGCAGGGAAAUCAGUGCAAUUCUGAAGGCCCAGGUCUCUUGGCAGAGGGCUCUGCAGAUUUUCGAGUGGUUCAAGGAAAAGGGUUGCUAUGACUUGAACGUCAUUCACUACAACAUAAUGCUCUGGACCCUUGGCAGAGCGUGCAAGUGGGGGCUUGUGGAGAAUUUGUGGGGUGAAAUGAAUGCUAAAGGGGUUGCACCUGUGAAUUCCACGUAUGGGACCUUGAUUGAUGUUUAUAGCAAAGGUGGGCUCAAAGAAGAAGCUCUUGCUUGGCUUCAGAGGAUGCAGAAUCAAGGAAUGGAGCCUGAUGAGGUCACCAUGGGGAUUGUUGUUUUGUUGUACAAGAGGGGGGGAGAGUUCCGAAAAGCUGAAGAGUUCUUCCGAAGAUGGAUUAGAGGUGAACCUUUUAGAUUAGGGGUUAGUCAUAAUUUUGCAGUGUGUGAUGAAGGAUCACGUGCCGAUGUUUGUUUAAGCUCGAAGACAUAUACUACCUUGAUUGACACGUAUGGGAAGGGUGGUCAAUUUCGCGCAGCAUGUGAAACUUUUGCUAGGAUGAUCAGACAAUGCAUGACCUUGAAUACAGUGACACUGAAUUUAAUGAUUCGCUUAUAUGGAAACUGUGGAAGGCUACAACAAGCUUGUUUGUUGUUCCAGAAAAUGGGAGAGUUUCGGUGCCGACCCGACACUUGGACGUAUAACAUUCUCAUUUCGGCUUAUAUUAAGAAUAAUAAUGUCAACAUGGCAGCUAAAUGUCUUGCAAGGAUGAAACAGUCCUGCCUUGAGCCAGAUGUUGUGAGUUACCGUAUCCUCUUGUAUGCAUACUCGCCAAGGAAGAUGGUCCAAGAAGCGGAAGAGCUUGUACGGGAGAUGGAUGAAAGGAAUCUUGCAAUUGAUGAGGUCACCCAAUCUGCUUUGACUAGAAUGUAUGUAGAAUCAGGUAUGCUUGAGCAGUCAUGGUUGUGGUUCAGGAGGUUUCACCUAGCUGGGAAUAUUAGUUCUGCCUGUUAUUCUGCUAAUAUUGACGCUUAUGGAGAGCGAGGGUACACUUUAGAAGCAGAGAAAGUAUUUAUGUGCUGCAAAGAAAAGAAGAAGCUCACUGUCCUCGAGUUUAAUGUAAUGAUUAAAGCUUAUGGGAUAGGAAAAUGCUAUGAUAAAGCAUGCCAAUUGUUUGAUUGUAUGAAGAAAUUUGGUGUUGUCGCAGACAAAUGCAGCUACGGUUCUCUUAUACAUAUUUUGGCCAGUGCUGACAAGCCGCGUGAUGCAAGAUCUUAUCUUGAAAGAAUGCAGAAAGCAGGACUUGUGAGUGACUGUGUUCCAUAUUGUGUUGUGAUAAAAAGCUUCGCGAAGUUAGGGCAAUUGAAAAUGGCUGAAGAAUUGUACCAAACGAUGCUUGGAUACGCCGUGCAGCCUGAUGUGAUUAUUUAUGGUGUUUUUAUCAAUGCUUUUGCUGAUGCGGGAAGUGUUGAAGAAGCCAACAAAUAUGUUAAUGAAAUGCGAAAGGCAGGAUUGCCAGGGAAUCCAACUAUAUAUAACUCUUUAAUUAAGUUGUAUACUAAAUUAGGCUACCUGGAAGAAGCUCAAGAAACAUACAAAUUGCUUCAAUCGUCAGAUGAAGGUCCUUCUAUAUUUUCCUCUAAUUGUAUGAUUGAUCUUUAUACUGAACUUGUUAUGGUUGAACAAGCAAUAGAGAUAUUUGAGAGCUUGAAGAAGAAAGAAAUUGCAAAUGAGUUUUCGUAUGCAAUGAUGCUAUGUAUGUAUAAGAAAAUCGGAAGAUUGGAUGAAGCCAUUCAAAUUGCAACACAGAUGAGAAGACUAGGUCUUUUGACUGAUGUAUUGAGUUAUAAUAAUGUGCUUGGUUUGUAUUCUGUGGAUAGGAGGCUAAGGGAAGCUACAGAAACUUUCAAGGAAAUGAUAAAAUCUGGCAUUCAACCAGACGAUUUCACAUUUAGAGCUCUUGCUAACAUUUUGCUGAAUUGUGGAGUUUCAAAGCGGGCGGUUGGCAGGCUAGAAGUAAUGGUGAAAAGGGAUUCUCCUCAUGGUUUGCAAGGAUGGAUGCUGGCACUCUCAUGUGCAUCUGAAGGAGAUAAUUCUCCAAAAGAAUAGAUGUGCUUAACGAUGGAGCCUACAUUAUAAAAGCAUGACUAAAAUAUACCUGGUCUGGCUUUCCUCUGGUGCUGAGUUUCCUUUAAUUUGGUUACUUGGCUAAGGCUAUGAUUGGAGCAUUUCAAGCACGGCAUUUAGAAUUACUAGUGGAUUCUUGGAUGGGAAAAAGUUUUGACUCCUUUUACGCGUAUUCUUGAAGCCCAUUUUAGGACUCAAACGGUCAUGUACUCUAUGGAAUGCCUGAAUCUGACAAUUGUUUUGGCCAAGUCUAAGCUUACAUUUUCAUCCCAAUAGAAACUUGAAGAAAAAGUAAUUUUGUUGCGGGCAGAUCUAAUGGAAAGCUAAGCUACCAGAGAAGUAUGGUUGCAUCCCCAUUUGGUUUUCCCCAAUUAUACAAUUUUAGUCAUUCUAUUUCUAUAAAAUUGCAAACGCCAAAUUUCAAUAAAAUUUGAAUCACUUCUCCUUUGUUUUAAAAUUUUUCAUUUUCUAUUUACAAGUAUAGCACAAUUGCAUAAACCCUCUCAUCCUUCUUUUCAAAAUUACCAUAACUCCCUUGUUUAAAUAUCAUUAAAUCAUAAAGUUUCAUCUGAUUUUCUUGAACAAAAUGUUAUGAUGUCAAUUAUGCUGUAAUAUUAAUGUGGUGUUUUUCUUUUUUUUAUGCUUUUUCUUUAUCCAGAUUAGUUAAAAUAUUUUACUACAGUAUAUAUGCACUUCAGUAUCUCAAUAUACUAUGUAAUAGUUGAGAUGAGACUAUCUAUUCUGAAAAAGUGUUGCAAACAUGGAACUCUUUUUCGAUUCUGCCUUUUAGAGCUGGAAUUUUAAAAUCAGUAUUGGAUAAGAAAAAGCAUAUGAUGAUCAUGUUAAAACAAAAAGUCCUAUCAAAGCUUCAAAUAUCCUUU
Messenger RNA from Vigna umbellata (rice bean), 3407 nucleotides. RefSeq names its product pentatricopeptide repeat-containing protein At3g23020-like. The record is from RefSeq and is a predicted model, not a curated record. Gene Ontology annotation, molecular function: protein binding. NCBI's taxonomy places the organism in Eukaryota, Viridiplantae, Streptophyta, Magnoliopsida, Fabales, Fabaceae.